AUGGCACCUAUUUUAUUAUCAUUAGCUCAUUUUUGUGAUAAACACGGACCUAAAGUGAUAUUAGUGACUCAAACAGGUGACAUGGAUGAUCCCACAGGGGAUAAGUUAUUAGUUCCAAAUUAUCCAACUGAUUCCUACUGCGAAUCAUGUCUAUUACAUUUUCCUAAUGAGGAUACAGAUGGUGUACGAUCCAUGAGAAGUUUUAUAAAUGAUAUACCAUAUGUUACAACUCAAUAUUCUACAAUACGGUAUCAAUUAUUAAGUUAUAUUAUCAAAAAAGCCUUUUCGGAAGAAAGUAUGAUAUAUGAUGGAAGUCCUUUGGUAUUCUUUGAUGAUACAAGAGGCCUGAAUUUGGUUAUAGGAUUUAAAUUAUACGAUGAAAACGCACGAGGUAAUGAAAGACGUUAUUCGUUCAUUUUCACAGUAGAUUCUAAGAAUCAAGAUACUGCCACUAAAAUUUUAGCUGAUCAUUGGGUUUUUAUCACAAGUAGUUUCAAUAAAAUGAUAGAUUACAUUAAAUUGAAGCAUAAACAAAAAUUAGAUCAAACAAAGAAAGAUUCUAAGGGAAAUCCAUUUAUAAGUAGUAACUAUUUGAAAGUGAAUAAACAAAAGACAGCAACAAAUUUACUUGAAUUAACCAAUGAUCCUAUGUUAUUUGUUCGGAUACAUAAAUGGAAUUCUUUUGUUAUUGAUUCAUUGGUAGCUGUCUCUCCGCAGUAA
Messenger RNA from Maudiozyma barnettii, 720 nucleotides. RefSeq names its product Lst7p (gene LST7). Gene Ontology annotation, cellular component: cytosol. Gene Ontology annotation, biological process: positive regulation of GTPase activity; positive regulation of TORC1 signaling. Lineage: Eukaryota; Fungi; Ascomycota; Saccharomycetes; Saccharomycetales; Saccharomycetaceae. The record is from RefSeq and is a predicted model, not a curated record. The transcript has a single exon. The coding region runs from base 1 to 720 and encodes 239 amino acids. Gene Ontology annotation, molecular function: GTPase activator activity.